UGCAUUUAUCGAUUAUUUACAUUUUCGUACCCAAUGCCGCAAAGGCAGUACGUAAUACGUGAAAAGAUUCAGAUAUCGUUAUGAGUUACCACCGGUCAAAUUACAAGUAUACGUCCACAAAUUAUCAAUCAAGAUCAUCGCGUCUAAACGAUGCAGGCCCUGCGAAGUAUUCCUCAACAAGAGAUCCACCUCCACCCGGUACCACCUAUCCAGUUGUACCUCCAUCAAAUCAACAUUCCUUCCCGAUCCAACCACCAAAUUUUAGUGUUCCUCCUCCGACCCUUCCGGCUGUAAAACCAGCCUACAAAACAACGCACUAUCAAACAGCACAACCGGAAGGAAGUUCUUAUCAGAAACAUUCGGAUAAAUCUCAGCAGAGUAACCAACAUUCAUCGACAUCUUCAUACUACCGCUCCUCGUCUUCGAUUUCCAGCAGGUUUGCCGAUAGAAAAGACAGACCUACAAGUAAAUAUUCCGAGCAAACGAAAAGAGAUACCUAUAGAAACCGGGUGUCUCCCUCUCGGAGGGAACCUCCUUAUCAUGGAGGUCGUAGCUACUCUGUUCCCAAUCGUAAUCACGAUCGCCACAGAUCAAGCAGUCGAGAGCAGGAUCGUACAUCAAGGUCAUCCUCUUACAUGGAACAACAGAGAAACGAUGCAUCGGCCUCAGAUGCCGGUAAAGAGCGUCCGGCACGCGUUUCUAGAUUUAAGUUGGAUUCUGAGCGGGCAGCAAUUCUGUCUAACUGGCGCAAAAACUAUUGUGAAACGCCAGAUGAUAUUCGGCGGAAGCUGGCCGAGUUGAUACGUAACGAGGAAAAAACAAGCUGGGUACGAUCUUCUCCGGCAGAUCUGUUCUAUCGGCGGCUGUCUGAUAAAGUUGUGGAAUCGACACAGCGCCUGGAUGCGCUUUGUGGUCUUUUCGAAACAGAACUGCUGGAACGUGCGGACAGAGCGCGCGCAAAGCAAACUCCAUAUCAACCGCCUCCUAGAAAGCAGAAGGUUCGCAUUUGUCGCCACAAGACGGAUAGGUGUUCCUCAUCCGAUUCGUCAGAGGAUGAGAUUAACUUCGAGGAUGAAUGCAGCAUGGAGGAACUCACGGCUAAAAUUCAGCAUCCGUACAGAUUACACGUUGAUUUGUGGUAUAAUGACCCAGGUGAGAUGAACGAUGGACCGCUUUGUCGAUGCUCUGCACGAUCUCGCAGGACAGGAAUUAGACACGGAAAAUACCCUGGCGAAGUUGGGUUCAGCAAAUGUUUGCCGAAUGCUAACAACGCGGAUAAAUUGUACCACUAUCGAAUUACUAUCUCUCCGCCAACUAAUUUUCUCACCAAGACUCCAACUAUUAUCAAACACGAUCAGCAUGAGUUUCUGUUCGAGGGAUUCUCGCUUCUCUCGCACCAGCCAAUCGGGGAAUUGCCAACUUGCAAAGUUAUUCGGUUUAAUAUCGAGUAUACCAUUCUUUACAUCGAAGAACAAAUGCCUGAAAACUUCACUAUUCGCGAGUUGGAUUUAUUCGAACGGUUCCUCUUCAAAGAAUUGCUGGAGCUGGUGGAUUUUACGGUUUAUCCAUCCGGUGCUAACACGGAGGAAUCUUGCCCAUGCUAUCAUUUUCUGCCACGGUUUGUUCGUGAUCUUCCCGAUAACGGAAAGGAAGUGCUGGCAAUGAGUGAGGUUAUCCGAUACUUGUUGGACAAUUCCGGUCCACUGGUCGCUCCCGACAUACUGAAGGAGAUGAAUGAGAUGAGUCAAAUCGAGUGGCAGGAUUAUGUCGAUUAUGUGAAAGGGAUGGUGGUUACCAAUCCUGGUAUGAAACCAUGUUCGGUACGAGUUGAUCAGCUCGAUCGAAACGUCACGGACGUUCCAGAGGUGAAUCUAACUGACGAGGAUGGGCUUGUGCAUCCGGUGAUUGUUCAUUUCGGGAUACGGCCGCCCCAGUUGAGCUAUGCUGGUAAUCCAGAGUAUCAGAAAGCAUGGAGGGAAUAUGUGAAAUUCAGGCACCUGAUUGCCAACAUGUCGAAACCUUCGUUCGAUGAUAAACGAAAGCUGGAAGCGAAAGAGAACCGUCUGCUGGAAAUGCGAACACAGGGCAGAAUGAAGCGAAACAUUACGGUGGCCGUCAGUGCCAAAGGUUUCCAUCGGACGGGAAUUAUGUGUGAUAUGGUUCAGCAUGCUAUGGUUAUCCCGGUGCUGAUUGGCCAUUUGCGGUUUCAUCGUUCGUUGGAUGUGCUGGAGAAGUAUAUUGAUUACACGUUCAAGAACCGAUACAUACUGCAGCUGGCGCUGACCCAUCCGUCGUACAAGGAAAACUUCGGCACCAAUCCGGACCACGCCAGGAAUAGCUUAACCAACUGCGGAAUACGACAGCCAGAAUAUGGGGACAGGAAGAUACAUUUUAUGAACACACGUAAGCGGGGCAUAAAUACGUUAAUCAGCAUUAUGUCACGCUUUGGCAAGGAGAACGAAACGGACAGCAACAUCACGCAUAACGAACGGUUGGAAUUUUUGGGCGAUGCUGUGGUGGAAUUUAUUACUUCUAUUCAUCUGUUCCACAUGUUUCCGGACCUAGAGGAAGGCGGACUAGCGACAUACCGUGCUGCCAUAGUCCAAAAUCAACAUCUCGCUGUACUUGCGAAAAAGCUUCAUCUGGAGGAGUUUAUGCUGUAUGCGCACGGUUCCGAUUUGUGUCAUGAGUUAGAGUUGCGUCAUGCUUUAGCCAACUGUUUUGAAGCACUCAUGGGUGCCCUUCUGCUGGAUGGAGGCAUCGAGAUGGGCGAUCGCGUCUUUGCGUACGCUUUGUUCCAGGAGGACGAAAAUUUGCGCAACAUUUGGGUCAACUAUCCGCCCCAUCCGCUACAAGAACAGGAGCCAUUGGGAGAUCGCCAUCAUGUAGAGUCAUUCGAAAUGUUGAAAACAUUGACCAAGUUCGAGGACAGUAUUGGUAUAAAAUUCAAUCACAUUCGUCUAUUGGCUCGAGCGUUCACCGACAGGUCGAUUGGUUUUACUAACUUAACGUUGGGGUCUAAUCAACGAUUAGAGUUUCUAGGUGAUACUGUAUUGCAGUUGAUUUGCUCGGAAUAUCUUUACAGACACUUUCCAGAACAUCAUGAAGGACACUUAUCGCUGCUGAGAAGCUCGUUGGUCAACAAUCGAACCCAGUCGGUGGUUUGUGAUGAUUUAGGGAUGACAUCGUAUGCCGUUUACUCGAAUCCCAAAGCCGAUCUGAAAACCAAAGAUCGAGCCGAUUUGCUGGAAGCAUUUCUUGGUUCACUCUAUGUGGACAAGGGCCUAGAGCACUGUGAAACAUUCUGCCAUGUUUGUUUGUUCCCGCGACUGCAAGACUUCAUCAUGAAUCAGGAUUGGAACGAUCCGAAAUCAAAACUGCAACAGUGCUGUCUCACACUCCGAACGAUGGAUGGUGGAGAACCCGAUAUUCCGAUCUACAAAGUUAUCGAGUGUAACGGACCUACCAAUACUCGGGUGUACACAGUUGCCGUAUACUUCCGUGGGAAACGACUUGCAUGCUCGAACGGUCACAGCAUCCAGCAGGCCGAGAUGAAUGCGGCCAAGCAAGCAUUAGAAAAUUCUAAAGAUUUAUUCCCGCAGCUGGAUCAUCAGAAAAGAGUGAUUGCCCAGAGCCUGAAACGCCAAAAAGUACGAAGAUCAUCGACGGAUGAGCGACACAAUAAACGAAAAGGAAAUUCAUCAGAUUCAUCGGAUAGCGAUGAAAACUCAAGCGAAUCGCUUCAAAGAAGACGCUGGAAGAUGCCGGAAUUACCGACACUACCCAAACAGUAUCAACUUAAAGACAGUGAAAGUGAUGAUGAUGAUAACGAUGACGGUCGACAGAGAAAAAAGAAAGAACAGUCCAGAGUUGGGAAAGAAACGCGUUCUCUGAAGCAUUCAGUCACGCAGGAAACCUCGACCGACAAUAUAAGUAACUUGGUGGAGCAGUACGAUUCUUUAUCGGAUGAUAUGGAUCUACAAUUAGAGGAAAUUUCAGAAUCUGAAGAAGAUUUUUGUGACAAGUUAGUUAAAACAGAUCAGCACGACGCUAGCAUGGCUUCUGAUGUGAGCAAAGAUGAAGACCCUGAAACGGAAAAGGCUAGCUUUAUAACUGCACUACAAGCCAGUUGCAAUUUUGUCAAUUCAGUUCAGAUGUUUAAGGUUGAGGGAACCGAUGACGUUUCAUCCGAUUUAGAAUCUGGAGAAAUUGAGUGAUAGUUGUAUCAAUCACAGUACAUUAUCCAAUAAAGAAUCCAUUAAAA
This is a messenger RNA of Toxorhynchites rutilus septentrionalis, 4264 nucleotides long. It is a transcript of the gene drosha, whose product is annotated as ribonuclease 3. The record is from RefSeq and is a predicted model, not a curated record. Gene Ontology annotation, biological process: regulation of gene expression; rRNA processing; pre-miRNA processing. Gene Ontology annotation, cellular component: nucleus. The transcript has 3 exons. Gene Ontology annotation, molecular function: ribonuclease III activity; double-stranded RNA binding. NCBI's taxonomy places the organism in Eukaryota, Metazoa, Arthropoda, Insecta, Diptera, Culicidae. The coding region runs from base 81 to 4217 and encodes 1378 amino acids.